Molecule: messenger RNA, 864 nt
Organism: Octopus sinensis (East Asian common octopus)
Lineage: Eukaryota; Metazoa; Mollusca; Cephalopoda; Octopoda; Octopodidae
Product: UPF0193 protein EVG1 homolog
Exons: 7
Coding region: 51-761 (236 amino acids)
Source: RefSeq, a predicted model, not a curated record
UCUUUGUCUCCUGGCAACAUCUUGUCAACAAUCAACCAAAACCAAGCAAGAUGUCGGCUGACGUCCGCCAGAGCCGUGUGGCUAAAGGUGGUUUUUGGAGUUCGAAACCGAACGCCUACAGUCCAGAAACACACCAGUUAUUGAAACAAAUGAUGCAGGAAGCGAAAUUGACAAACUUUCAGAAAAAACACUUAGAAGAAACUGUCCAAAAUGGUGCCUGCUUACCAGUUACCUGCAGUCCUUCUAGCAGUGAACCCCAGCAGUGUAGGAGUGAUUCGCCGCCAAAACUAAAAUCUAGUUACAAUUAUACUGGGAAAAGAACUCGGCAAACAAUGGAAGCCAUGGGUGCUUACAAGAUUGAUUCAUAUCGACCGAAACCUGGAAAAUUCUUCUCUGAAAAGGAAAAGGAAAAACUUGCAAAUUUAAUGACCUAUGGUAAAGAGGAAAAUAUUCCACGUCCAAAGGUACUUUUGAGGAAACCAAAAAUUGAAGAAGAAUUUGAAGACGUUGACCGUUUUGAAGAACUACAACAAGAAAUCGAAGACAGAAGAACAUUCCUUGAGGAAAUGAAAACUUUGGGGCAAGAUAAAAAAUAUCGAACCAUCAUAGAAACUGAAAUAUCUCAGAAAGUUCGAGAAAUGGAAAUCAUUGAUAAACAACGAACAACUGAACUCGAAAAGAUGAGAAGUGAAAAAUCCAAUCAGGAACAACCGAAUAAUCCCCCUAAACAUUGCUCACCUGACAAAGACAAUUCUGCAUAAAGUAAGAGUUAACAUUUCUGAAGACUGAAUACAUUGAAAUAUAUUAUAAAUAAUUCUACAAAAACAAUGAAAAAAUAAACAGCAAAAAUAAAUUAACAAAAUG